Molecule: messenger RNA, 1218 nt
Organism: Fraxinus pennsylvanica
Lineage: Eukaryota; Viridiplantae; Streptophyta; Magnoliopsida; Lamiales; Oleaceae
Source: the annotation of a GenBank genome assembly
AUGUUGUCUACUAUGAAUAUAGUGAUGUGGGUGGGUGUGGUUCUAGGUCUUCUAGGUCAAGGAUCAUAUUCCUUGUACACUCCUGCUGAUAACUACUUGCUCGUCUGUGGAUCUUCACAAAAUGUCACCUUUAAUGAUCAAACCUACGUUCCUGAUUCAGUAAAAUCUUCAGUUUCUUUAAAAAGUCAGGGAAAUUCUUUUGUUGCUACCUCCAAUUCCACUGCCCCAUUUCCAAUUUACCAGUCUGCUCGAAUUUUUACUAGAAAGACAUCUUACAAAUUUGUGAUCGAGAAAGAAGGCCGGCAUUGGGUUCGCCUUUAUUUUUAUCCUGUUCCAGGUCACAAUUUGACAUCAGCCUCGAUUACAGUUGUUACCGAGAACUUUGUGCUCUUGCACAACUUCAGUUUCAAGACCUUUAAUGGUACUUACCUGUUUAAGGAGUAUGCAAUCAAUGUCACUUCGGAUAACUUGGUACUUAAUUUUAUUCCUUCAAAUAACUCUAUUGCAUUUGUUAAUGCAAUCGAAGUUGUUUCUGUCCCGGAUAGCUUAAUCCCUGAUCAGGCAGUUGUUCUAUCUCCCCCUGGCCCUUUUACUGGGCUUUCUGGAUUUGCUCUGGAAACCGUUUAUCGUUUAAAUAUGGGCGGUCCCUUGGUCACUGCUCAGAACGACACUUUGGGAAGAACUUGGGAGAAUGAUGUUAAGUAUCUUCAUGUCAACAGCUCAGCAACAAAUGUUUCAGUUAAACCUUCAAACAUAAAAUAUGGUCCCACUGUUACCCCUGAAAUAGCACCAUAUUGGGUUUACUCUACUGCUGAAACCAUGGGAGAUGCGAAUGUUGUCGACGUGAACUUCAACAUCACUUGGGUCUUGCCAGUCGAUCCAAAUUUCAUGUAUUUUGUUCGGGUACACUUUUGCGAUAUUGUGAGCAAAUCUAUGAACAGUCUGGUGUUCGAUCUAUAUAUAAAUACUGAUAUGGCAUUUGGGAGUCUAGACCUAUCAAAGCAAGCUGGAAACUUGGACGUCCCCUUCUACAAAGAUUUUGUCUCCAACACUUCUGCUGGUUCAGACACACUAUCUGUUAGUGUUGACAUUAGGGAACUCAUUUCUUUGGAUGAUGUUAUGGAGGAACUUGGAUUGGGUCCAAAUGGUGGACUUAUUUACUGCAUGGAGUUCAAGCAGGAGCUGGUGGUACCGAGAGCAUGGACUGGGCUUCAAUAG